CUGAGCCACCCAGGCGCCCCAGUACUGGGCUAUCUUUAAAGAUAGGAAGCAGUGAGGAAAAUCUAGUUGUCUUAGCUUAGGCUGCUAUAACAAAAUACCACAAGCAGGUGUCUUAAACAACAGACAUUUAUUUCUCCAGUUCUGGAGGCUGGGAAGUCCAAAGUCAAGGUACUAGUUGAUUUGGUUCCUAGUUAGGGUGCUCUUCCAGGCAUGUAGACAACCACCUUCUCACUGUGUCCUCACCUGGUGGAGUGAGCUCUGGUCUCUCUUCUUCUAAGGACACUAAGGCCCCAUCAUGGGGGCCCCACCUUCAUAACCCCAUCUCACCCUAAUUAUCUCCUACAGGCUCCACCUCCAGACACCAUCACUUGGGGCCAGGAGUUCAAUAUAUGAACUUUGGGGGGACAUGCACAUUUAAUCCAUAACACUAGGAAAAGAAACUUCUCAUUUUCUGGUCUGAUUUCUAGUUGAGCCAUGAUUGACAGAUGGUUCUCAUUGAAAUGAGGAUCAUUCUGGAGAUUUACCCCGUUUCCUCUGCCCCACUGAGACCCACGGAGGAGCUGGGAGCUGUGUGGAGGGAAUGAGAUGUGACCUACAGCUUCCUAACUCUCAGCCUGGAACCAGAGCUUUGGGCUUACUUAAGCCAGGAGUGUGAGGCUGGUCACCCCACUGUGGGAUUGUCUGAGGAAGGGGCUGGAAUUGGAUGAACCAGGCACAGUCCAAUUCGGUAGGCAAAUCAAGUGCUUCGUGGCCUGGUCCCUUUGUUCUCUGUGCAUCGGAACGGGAGACUACGUGCUUUUAAUCUCAUGCCUGUCUUCCUCCUAAUAAUUAGUUCCAUCAGAUUGCUUCCUCUGAGAAAAGAGCACAGGUGGAUUCUAAAUCCUUAGCAUUCUCUUCUUGGUAAGCUUUAAUUUGUUAUGCUUAUGGAAUUGAGUGCUAAAUCUCAGUGAUUCAAUUAAGACAUCUGUCUCCUGUGAACACAAAUAAGGAUGAUUCUUCCAAUUCUCUGUUUCCUAAGGGAAGAGAAUGAAAGACAUUCAAGCGUUCCAGUGAACUUAAACUUUUAGCAUGAAGGGCAUGGAGAGAGAAAUCUUUGAGGAAAAAGUGAGAAAACUGAGGGGGCUCUGGGGCCUCUUGCCCCAGCCUUGAGUCCUUGGGUACCUGUCAGUCAGGAGGGCUAACAAAGGGUGCAGGUCAGCCAAGGAUCGCUGUCAGACUGACUUAGCCCACGACCUCUCCUGGGCUGAGAUGUGAGUCAGGCCUGCCACUCCAGGUGAGUACGAUUCAGCCCUUGGCUUCACCCGCAGGAGAAGUGUCGGGACCUAGAGGAGUGCUAAGCUCAGGGUUUGCUUAAAAAUAUGUCAAGAAUUGUUUUUCUUCAGAUCAUGUUAUGGUGUUAUUUCUAAUGGUGGUCCUUCUUUCCAUUUCCCUCCUCUUUCUUUUUUCCCCAUUUUCAUGCUGUCUCUUGAAAAUAAUGCUCAAGGUUCUCUCUCCCCCUCGGCCUCCUCUCCCUAAAGACCGCUUUGCAUGGCAGCAUCCCACCGUCCACAGUACCUCCAAGGACUCCCUCUACCUGAGCUCACCAAAGCCUUACGCGCCCCCCAGCACCCCCAGCCAGCAGAGGCCCUCACGACCCCAGCUCGUCCCCAAAGGUGUGCCGCGCCCGGGGCCCUCGCUUCCAGGUUCCAUGUUUCCCGGUGCUUCCUCCCAGCCCCAGCAGCACCAUGCGGCCACCAGGACGGUUUACAGUGAGAAUGUGAGCUCUAACCCACGUCAUGAGGCAGAUGGGAAUAAAAAGGUCAGCAGCUUAUACGUCCCUUGUUUAUCCAAUAACAUCUGCCGGGGGGCAGUGGAAGACGCCUCUCGCGUUGCGCAUGACCCAGCCACGGGCACUCCCUUGGAAGCUGCAGGCGCUCGCGCACCCAGCAUUGUGUCCCUCACAGCCGGCACAGGGACACCACCCUCUGCUCCUCCUGACCCUCCCCAGCUCUUCUUUGACAUCCGUAAAGCUGCCGCUAACCGGGGUGCGAGCCCUUCCCUGUGCGCUCGGCCUCUGUUCCCAGACGCGGCGAGACCACCUGUGUUAGGCCCCCAGCUUUCCUCUGCUCCCGAAAACCGGAAGAGAAAAGAACCUUACCUUUUGCAGCCGUGUUAUCCAGCCAAGGAUGCCACUUUCUCCAGUUCAGCCCAGCCUGAGAUAAUAGUUGUCCCUCUCUACCUGGUUAAUACCAACAGAGGGCAAGAAGGCACAGCCAGACCUCCAGCAUCUCUGGGGCCUCUUGGCCCCCCAGGCCCGGCGACCGCCCCUGCCGGCUCACCUCUGACCUUCCCGACUCUAGAUGAUUUCAUUCCCCCUCGUCUGCAGAGGCGGUCCCACCACAGCCAGCCAGCCAGCGCUCCUGGCCCCCACCCCCCCGUUAGCCAGACACCACCAUCCUUCUCACCACCUCCUCCGCUGGUCCCUCCGGUCCCAGAGGGCCUCCACAGAGCCUCGGAGCCUGACCUCACGGGAGCUGUUUCAAGUACCGAUUCAGGUCCUCUACUAAAUGAAGUUUCUUCAUCCCACCUUGGAACCGAUCCCCAAAUCUCUGCACCAGUUAGCAAGCCAUCAUCUGCCUACCCCUCUACGACAAUUGUCAAUCCUACUAUUGUCCUCUUGCAACACAAUCGAGAACAGCAAAAACGACUCAGUAGCCUUUCAGGUAGGUGCCAAAUAUUUCUUAACACGCUAACACCUUUGAUGUGUGAGCAGCACAGUCUGAUGAUUUCCUCUGAUGUGCUGGGGACUCUGUUCCUGGGCCGUAAGGAUG
Molecule: messenger RNA, 2810 nt
Organism: Leptonychotes weddellii (Weddell seal)
Lineage: Eukaryota; Metazoa; Chordata; Mammalia; Carnivora; Phocidae
Source: RefSeq, a predicted model, not a curated record